UGGGAAAAUGUUGGAAAUAGCGGGAAUAUGGCGGAUAGUUGCUUGGGAUCCUUUUUCUGUAAAGCCCCUCCUAUUCCUCCUCCUCCUCCUCCUCCUCUUUUUCUUCUCCAAAUCCCAAGAUUACCUCUUCAUUUUCCCUCUAAAUCCAUGGCUGCCCAUUGCCAUUACUCCUCUAACCCUGGACCUUCCCAGCCUUCCUUACUCGUCUUGUCUGGUGGCACGGCAUUCAAUGGCGUUGUAGAAGAGCUUAAGAAGUUAACAGUUCGUGUCGCUCAUGUUCUUCCAGUUUCUGAUGAUGGAGGAAGUACAGCCGAGAUUGUUCGCGUGCUCGGUGGUCCUGCUGUUGGGGACAUAAGGUCAAGAUGUUUGAGAUUGGCUGACCAAAGCACUUCUGAGGCUCUGGCUGUCCGAAGAUUGCUUGGUCAUCGUUUGUCUAUCAAUCCACAGCAAGCCAAGUCGGAAUGGUACAAAAUUGUGGAAGGAGAACAUUCACUAUGGGAAGGUGUAUCAAAACCAUACAGGGAAACAAUUCGAGCUUUUCUGGCUUAUUUCCAAAAUGAGAUUCUGAGAAGGCCUAAUGAAUCAUUUUGUUUCAGUAAUGGCAGCAUUGGGAAUUUUUUCUUUGCAGGAGCACGUGUAUUUUUUCAGUCUUUAGAUGCUGCAAUUUUUCUGUUUUCACGUGUUUCAGAUAUUGCUGCAGAAAGUUUGGUCCUCCCAGUCAUUUCAACCAAUGACAGGCUUACAUUAGGAUGUGAAUUAUGGGAUGGGACAAUCAUUCGAGGCCAGAAUGAAAUUUCUCAUCCAACCAAUGGAUCCAUGGGACCUGUAGAUAAGGGAAGAUCGUCAGUUCCAGCUCUUCCCUCGAGAAUAAAAAGGGUAUUCUACAUGUCAAGUGAGGGUAUGAAUUCACUACAUGAGGUCUUUCCCACAGUAAACCCAGCUGUUCUGGAGCAGUUGUCGAAUGUGGACUGCAUUGUUUAUGCUAUGGGCUCUCUAUUCACUUCCCUCUGCCCAUCAUUGGUCUUACUUGGCAUUGGGGAGAUCAUUUCUUCUAGGUCCUGUCCUAAGGUACUUUUGUUGAAUGGUACUCAUGAUCGCGAGACAACUGGCUUCUCUGCAUCUUCCUUCGUAACUGCCAUUACAGAUGCUUUGAAUCGAACAUAUGGAGAUUCUCAUUAUUGUUUAAAAAAACUUCCAAAUCAGUACAUCAAUACUCUUUUGGUGCCCAAAGAUGGUGAAAUUCCCAUAGAUGCCCAAAGCUUGUCUUCCCAAGGAAUCUUUGAUGUGGUCAUUGUAGACUCCAUACGUGACCCAAAAGUGGGUGUAAUUUUUGAUCCGGAGUCAUUGAUAAAUGCUCUUGGCAAUGUGGCCAUGUCCCGGACAUUGCAUGAAGCUGCCAUUGCUAACAAACAUGAGCAAUGGAUGGCACGUUAUAGUCGAGUUUACGAGAGCCAAUCAGAGAAGGACAGGCGUUUUAUGAUAUUCAAGGACAACUUGAAAUAUAUCGAUAACUUCAACAGUGCAGGGAAUAGGACUUAUAAGUUAGGCAUUAAUGAGUUCGCAGACUUGACCCAUGAUGAAUUCUUAGCGGCUCGUACUGGCUACAAGAUGCUAGACAACCCAACAACAACCAUAACAGCAUCAUUUAGGUAUGCAACCAUGACAGAAGUUCCAACAAGCUUGGAUUGGAGGCAGCAAGGUGCUGUCACCCCUGUUAAAGACCAGAGAAGAUGUGGAUGUUGCUGGGCAUUUUCAGCGGUAGCUGCCAUGGAAGGGAUAACCCAGAUUAAAACCGGCAAGUUGAUCUCAAUGUCCGAGCAACAACUAUUGGACUGCAGCACAAACGGCGGCAACCAGGGUUGCGAUGGUGGUUGGAUGACAAAUGCCUUCCAAUACAUUAUGGAAAACCAGGGCCUAACCACAGAGGAAAACUACCCAUAUGAGGAAAUGCAAGGAACCUGUGCCAUAGAGAAGGCGACAGCCCAAGUUGCUGAUAUCAGUGACUAUGAGCGGGUACCUUCCAAUGAUGAGGAGGCAUUACUCAAGGCUGUAGCGAACCAACCUGUCUCGGUUGCCAUUGACGGGAGUGGAAGAGACUUUAAAUUUUACUCGGGUGGAAUUUUUAGUGGAGAUUGCGAUACUGCUCUCACUCAUGCUGUCACAAUUAUUGGAUAUGGGACUAGCGAAGACGGUACAAAGUACUGGCUGAUCAAGAAUUCAUGGGGCCAGAGCUGGGGUGAGAAUGGCUACAUGAGGAUUCAGAGGGAUGUUGACACCCCAGAAGAAAAAUUCCUUAUUGCCAUGGUGAUUCUAUUGGGGACUUUGGCAUCUGCCAUGCCCCGCAGAUUGGAUGAAACUGUUCUUUUCGAGAAAUAUCAGCAAUGGAUGACUCGACAUGGACGCACCUAUGAGAAGAAAGAAGAGGAGAAUUGGCGUUUCGAGAUAUUCAAAGACAACCUGGAAUUCAUAGAAAAAUUCAACAUGGGGAAUCAAACUUACAAGUUGAGCAUCAAUCAAUUUGCAGACCUAACUAAUGAAGAAUUCCGAGCUUCCUAUGCUGGAUACAAGAUAUUAACUGGCAGAGUUCCACCCAAAUCCACAAGGGUCAAAUAUGAAAACCUGACCGAUGUCCCCGCUAGCAUUGACUGGAGGAAGAAAGGGGCAGUCACCCAUAUUAAGGACCAACGUUCUUGUAAAAGUUGCUGGGCAUUCUCAACCAUUACAGCUGUGGAAGGGAUCACCAAGAUCAAAACCGGUCAGUUAAUCUCACUCUCUGCGCAACAGCUAGUGGACUGCGUCAAAACCGAAGGUACUGAUGGUUGCAGCGGUGGUUGGAUGGAUGAUGCGUUUGCAUACAUUGUAAAAAACCAAGGUCUAGCCAGCGAAACAACAUACCCAUACACGAAUAAUGAUGGAAAUUGCAGCCCCCGGAAAGCUGCUAUUAGAAUUGUGAAGAUAAAAGGCUAUGAAGAUGUACCUCCCAAAAAUGAAGAAGCACUUCUAAAGGCUGCAAGCCAACAACCUGUCUCAGUAUCGCUUAAUGGUGGUGGACGUAACUUUCAGUUUUAUUCGGAAGGGGUAUUCACAGGACAUUGCGGGACCUCUUUAAAUCAUGCUGUUACCAUUGUUGGGUAUGGAACAAGUGAGGAUGGUGUCAAAUACUGGUUAAUCAAGAACUCCUGGGGCAAAUCUUGGGGUGAAAGUGGCUAUAUGAGGAUUCAGAGAGAUAUUCAUUCGUCUAAGGGCCUCUGCGGCAUUGCUAGAAAGCCUUCCUAUCCAGUGGCAUGAGUAGGCACGUCGACCCUCGGGUGCCCUCAUAAGUUAAAUACUCGCUCUUGAUUGGUCUCAAGUGUUCUUUGCCGUGAUAUGAUCGUGUCCUAUGGCUGUUUACAUAAAGCUGUCAGGUUAACUAUACAAAAUUGGGCUUC
This is a messenger RNA of Theobroma umbraticum, 3428 nucleotides long. RefSeq names its product maternal effect embryo arrest 18 (gene MEE18). NCBI's taxonomy places the organism in Eukaryota, Viridiplantae, Streptophyta, Magnoliopsida, Malvales, Malvaceae. Gene Ontology annotation, molecular function: LPPG:FO 2-phospho-L-lactate transferase activity. The record is from RefSeq and is a predicted model, not a curated record.